Molecule: messenger RNA, 3010 nt
Organism: Phalaenopsis equestris
Lineage: Eukaryota; Viridiplantae; Streptophyta; Magnoliopsida; Asparagales; Orchidaceae
Product: pre-mRNA-processing factor 39
Exons: 14
Coding region: 289-2760 (823 amino acids)
Biological process (GO): mRNA 5'-splice site recognition; RNA processing
Cellular component (GO): commitment complex; U1 snRNP; U2-type prespliceosome
Molecular function (GO): protein binding
Source: RefSeq, a predicted model, not a curated record
CUCUUCCCCUCGGUGCCCGAAACCCUCGUCUCCAUGCUCCCCCUCUCCCGGUUUCGCCCAAACUUCCCAUCGCUACUCAAACCCUCGCUUCUGUCGCUCCCCCCUCCCCCUCCCCCUCCCCCUCCCAGUUUCGCUCAAAAUCAUCGCCUUCGCGAGCGAAACUUCGUGGGAAGGCAACGACGGGGUCGCGGCUUACAGAGACAACCGAAGCUCCCAUAUUUCUCAUCCUUCCGCUCGGCUCCUACCGGAAACCAUUGACGAAGUUUAUUUGAUUGUUAAUUAAAGAAGAUGGAAGAUGAUCAGCAGGUAGUUACCCAAUCUCCCAGCAUGACUGAAUAUUCUAGAGUUAUUGAGGCUCCUUCAGCAUACGAUAUGUCUAAUUCAGAGAAGGGAGUUGAAAAUUUGGACCAACCUGGAUCAUUAGCCGAUGCGUCAGGUCCCUUAGUUCAAAAUUUUAACCCUGGGAAUGAGAAUGUCUAUGCUCAUGGCACAACUUAUGGUUCAGCCCAUGCUGGAAAUGGGAAUGUUGCAUGUGAUUCUAUGGCUGCUGUUGCCACUGAUAACCUUGUUAGACAUGAAGUGGAGGCAGCUGUUCCCACUCAUGCUGUCAGCUAUGAUUCAACAAACGGAGUUCCCGGUGAAAUGGUUGAAUAUCAGUCUUCGGAUGUUGUUGAAUAUGGGGCUGCAUCCGCUGUUCCCGAUGCGCAUGCUGGGGCACAACAUUUUGAAGAAGUGUAUUCUGCUGAGGAGGAGAGGCUAUGGAAUGCUGUUAGGAUUAACUGUUUGGAUUUCAAUGCGUGGACAGCCCUCAUUGAGGAGACUGAGAAAGUUGCAGAGACUAACAUCUUAAAGAUUCGCAAAGUUUAUGACGCUUUCUUGGUCGAGUUUCCCUUGUGUUUUGGCUACUGGAAGAAGUAUGCUGACCACGAGGCUCGUCUAGACAGUGCUAACAAGGUUUUGGAGGUAUAUGAGCGAGCCAUUUUGGCUGUCACCUACUCUGUGGAUAUUUGGUUGCACUAUUGUCUUUUUGCAAUAUCAACUUAUGAGGAUCCAGACAUCAUUCGAAGGUUGUUUGAAAGGGGAUUGGCUUAUGUUGGAACUGACUAUCUUUCGUACCCACUGUGGGAUGAGUAUAUUAGAUAUGAAGAAUCACAACAAGCGUGGAGCAAUGUAGCCAUGAUUUAUACCAGAAUUCUUGAGAAUCCAUUACAGCAACUGGAUCGCUAUUUCAACUGUUUUAAGCACUUGGCUGCCAGUCGACCUUUAUCUGAAAUACGGACUGCUGAAGAAGCUGCCUUAUUGUCUUCUUCCGUGGAAUUUGAUGGUCAUGGUGUUGAGGGUGAGGUUUGUCCUGAUGGUGUUGAGCAAUCUUCUAAAGCCAUAAGUGCAAGCUUAACGGAAGUGGAGGAGUUGGAGAAAUAUCUUGCAAUUAGGGAAGAAAUGUAUAGUAAAGCUAAGGAGUUCGAUUCUAAGAUCAUUGGUUUUGAAACAGCUAUUAGAAGGCCAUACUUCCAUGUCAGACCUCUUGACGAUCCAGAGCUUGAGAACUGGCACAACUAUCUGGAUUUUACUGAGAGGGGAGAUGAUUUUAACAAGGUUGUCAAGUUAUAUGAAAGAUGUUUGAUUGCUUGUGCCAACUAUCCUGAAUACUGGAUCCGCUAUGUGUUAUGCAUGGAAGCUAGUGGAAGCAUGGAACUUGCUAUCAAUGCUCUGGCACGGGCUACCCAAGUUUUUGUGAAGAAGCAACCUGAGAUACAUCUUUUUGCUGCUCGAUUCAAGGAACAUAGUGGAGAUAUUUUAGGUGCACGCUCAGAGUAUGAGCUUCUUUACUCAGAAAUAUCACCUGGUUUUCUAGAAGCGAUACUGAGGCAUGUGAACAUGGAAUAUCGCUUGGGAAACAAGGAGGAUGCUCUCUCUAUAUAUGAGAAGGCUAUUGCUGCUGAACAGGAAAAGGAUCAGUCGCAAAUAUUACCAAUGUUGCUUAUUUUGUACUCACGCUUCUUGUAUCUGGUUGCUGGUAAUGCUGAAAAAGCAAGGGAUAUUUUUUCUGGAGCCCUAGAAAAUACGGAGUUGUCAAAACCUAUUCUUGAGGCUGCUAUUCAUUUGGAAUCAAUUCUACCUUUUCCUAAGCGUAUUGAAUAUAUAGAUUUACUGGUUGAGAAGUUCACUACACCUAAUACAAACAACUGUAUGGCAAGCCCAACUGACAGGGAGGAUAUAUCUUACAUAUUUUUGGAGUUUCUAGAUCUCUUUGGAGACCCUCAUUCAAUAAAAAAGGCUGAAGACCGGCAUGCAUUGCUGUUCCUGCGACAAAAAAGCGUUUUGGUAUCAAAAAAGCGACGUGCAAAUGAUUUUCUAGCAUCAGAGAAAGCAAAAAUUGCAAAGAGUGCUCCUAUACCUGCUCAAUCUGUCAUGGGAGCAUAUCCUAGUUCUCAAAACCAGUGGCCUGUUGGUUAUGAACAAAAAGUUCCUUCUUGGCCCCAAGGGAAUCCACAGACACAAGGGCAACCCUGGAAUCCGGGGUAUCCAUCGCAGGCCGGAUAUGGUGCGUACAGUUAUGCGAGCUAUGGCCAGCCUCAGAUGCCUACUUCGAUAGCUCAGGGUACUACACAUGUUACCUAUGCUCCAAGUUAUCCAGCUCAGGCAUAUCCGCAGCAAACCUAUGCCGUCCCAGCUACAGCAGCAACAGCAUCUGUGGCAGGAUUUCCACAACAACCAGCAGCAGCUGCGCAGCCAUACUAUGCUGCUAGUUAUUAUUGAUUGUUUCUAUAACCACACUAAUUUUGGCGAGCUGUAUAUCAGGUGUGGUCUCUUUAACCACCAUUAUUUCUUUUUCUUCUUUUUUUUUUUUUUUGCUUCUUGUUGCCUAUUUCUUCCGCAAGUAUGCUUGCAUUGUUGUGUAAACUUUAGCUGUAGAAUGUUUUUAAAUGCUGAUAUUGAUCGUAGAUUGCUGAAGUCAUGUAGAAAUUUAGUUUUCUUUUUUUUUUAUUUAAUAUUUUAUUUGAUUGUU